AUGCGCAGCACCUCCAUUCUCGCGGCCCUCGCGGCGCUCUCCUCGACCGCGCUGGCGGCCACCUGCCAAGCGCAGAACAUUGUCGACGCCUGCAUCAGCGGCUACGACGCACGCAUCGAGGCCUGCCGCUCGGGCGGCAACGACUGGAUCUGCCUUUGCGACGUGUACACCGACGUGUACACGUGCUACAACAACUGCCCGGACUCGGUCGAGCGCUCGCCCGCAAAGGGCCAGAUGGACUCGUUCUGCCAGGCUGCGGCUCCCCUCCGCGCCGCGGCCUCGUCGUCCAUGGCGUCCGUGGCCAGCGUAGCCAAGACGGCGACAACGGCUGCGCCGACCUCGAGCUCUGCGUCGGCCACCGGCACUAGCACCGCGACCGGGACUUCCGAGUCCGCGGCGGCGUUUGCGACGGGUGCUGCGUCGCUCGUGACGCCUGCUGGUGCCGCUGCUGUUGCGUUGCUUGCGGCCGCGGGCUUGUUGUAG
Boeremia exigua is the source of this 483-nucleotide messenger RNA. RefSeq lists its product as uncharacterized. NCBI's taxonomy places the organism in Eukaryota, Fungi, Ascomycota, Dothideomycetes, Pleosporales, Didymellaceae. Bases 1 to 483 code for a protein of 160 amino acids. The record is from RefSeq and is a predicted model, not a curated record. The transcript is spliced from 2 exons.